AUGGCCAUGUGUGAGGCCGGGGUCUACGAUGCCAUCAAAGCUGCCCUUGAGACGAAGAAGAGCGACUUGACGGGCAAAGCUUGGCACUUGCUUCGCCAGCUCAAUGCCACAUUUCAUGAAAAAAAUGAUGUCCUUCACGCCAAAGCUCUGGAAGUGGUUCCCCUGGCCGUCCAGCUGCAGGCGGAUAGCACGCUGAUUAAGCUUAUGCUAGAUUGUCUUGCCAAGGCGCGCAAGGGGCAGCUGUUCUACGGCGCCUAUUGGCGCACCUCGGCUGCCCUUCAGUGUUUGGCCGCCCUCUCUGUUGCUGACAGCAACAAACCGAUGCUGUUGCACGCGGGAGCGGGUAAGGCUGCCAUUGAUAUUCUCAAGGCCAAGCACACUGCCCCGGACGCCAAGACCGAAGAGUACGCUGUUAUGCUUCUCGGUAACUUGGCCUUUGUCACUGACCUCCACAAGAUCUCAAAGAGCGUGGACAAGGCCAUGGCCAGCGCAGUGGAAGACGCCUCCGUGGUCGUGGUGGCACUCUCGGCCGAUUACAAGGACUCGGCAGCGUGUCGCACCGAGGGCGAGAUGCUCAAAGCUGAUGGCUUACGCAGAUACGCCUUUAACCUUCGCAAGCCCGUUGUGCCCCUCAAGACGGUGUCAGACUACCGCCCCGAUGGCUGGCUCGGUGCAAUUGUGGGCUCCAAACUCUAUUUUGAAGUUCAUGAGGAUGCCGACAAAGAAGCAAGCGUCGACUCCCUGGUCAAGGAGAUUAAACGACUCAUCAAAGCUAACAAGGACGUCGCCAGCAAGUCUGUUGAGGGGGACGACCGAGCUCAAAAGCUGCAACAGCAAUUGCUCGACGCCGAGAGCGAAAUCAAGCGGCUACGAGCGACCGCUCGCCAAGAGCCAACGGCGGUUGGUGUUGUCAAGGUCGAGGAUCCCAGCGUGACUUGCACGGGUGUUUUGUUUCAAGUGCCUGAUGAGGAGUUGCCCAGCUUUGAUGAGCGGGAAGUGGGCUACACGCGCACCCGCCUGGCUCCAGAGGCGGUUAAGGCUUGGACAGACUCAACCACAAGCAGCAAUGGGCCCGUCACGCUCAGUGUAGAUGAUGAAUAUUGGGUCUACUGCAUUAAUGACCCAAAGCCGGCGGAUGCCGAUUUUCCUAUUCCUCAAAGCUACAUCGAUGUCAUCCUGUCCGGCGCUCUCGAACACAUUCCCAAAGCCUUGGCCCAGCGCUAUGAGGCCAAGCAAGGGGCGUAG
This is a messenger RNA of Monosiga brevicollis MX1, 1245 nucleotides long. RefSeq lists its product as uncharacterized. Lineage: Eukaryota; Choanoflagellata; Craspedida; Salpingoecidae. The coding region runs from base 1 to 1245 and encodes 414 amino acids. The transcript is spliced from 10 exons. The record is from RefSeq and is a predicted model, not a curated record.